This is a messenger RNA of Ipomoea triloba (trilobed morning glory), 815 nucleotides long. RefSeq lists its product as uncharacterized. The record is from RefSeq and is a predicted model, not a curated record. NCBI's taxonomy places the organism in Eukaryota, Viridiplantae, Streptophyta, Magnoliopsida, Solanales, Convolvulaceae. Bases 64 to 573 code for a protein of 169 amino acids. The transcript has a single exon.
UCUUCUUAACAUAAAUCUAUCAUAUACAUCAGCUGUGAAAGGAAAUCAAAAGAAGCAAAGAAAAUGUCUCUGGUGACAGAUGAGAUCAGAGCGAGCGCAACGGAGUUCUACAAAGGAAAUGAGAUCUGCCAAGAGAAAUCAAAGUUCUUGCUGAGCGAAGUGGGGAUGCCGAGGGGGCUUCUGCCCAUGGAAGACAUGGAAGAGUGUGGGUAUGUGAAGGAGACCGGGUUUGUGUGGCUGAGAGCGAAGAAGAAGACGGAGCACAAGUUUGAGCAGAUAGGGAAGCUGGUGCAGUACGCGGCGGAGGUGACGGCGUACGUGGAGCCCAAGAAGAUCAAGAAGUUGACCGGAGUGAAGGCCAAGGAGCUGAUGCUGUGGGUGACCAUCAGUGAGAUUUGCCUGGAUGAUCCCCCCACUGGAAAGAUCCACUUCAAGAACCCCAUCGGCAUCGCCAAGACGUUCCCCGUCUCGGCUUUCGAGCUGCCCGAGGAGGAGGAGAAGAAGAAAGAGAACAAGGAGGAGGUCAAGGAGAACGCCGCCGCCCCCGCCGCCGUGGAGGUGAAGGAGGUGUAAGUGGUGAAUAUUGGCUAAGAGUGUUGAAUUCACUCCAAGAAAGUGGGGAAACCUAUGAUCUUUAAUUUGUCUACUCUUGUUCUAUUUUAUCAAGUCAUUACAAUUAAUGUCAUCUUCAUUACACAAGAUCAUGUUUUUAGAUUCCCUAUUUGGUACUAAAUAGCCUCUCAUCUUCAAUAAAAAAGUCCAAAAUUUUUGGGCAAUUAUACCUCUAAGUUAUAUAUGUUUGGUUGGACAUUUUA